Messenger RNA from Lolium perenne, 723 nucleotides. RefSeq names its product histone H2B.1-like. The record is from RefSeq and is a predicted model, not a curated record. Gene Ontology annotation, cellular component: nucleosome. NCBI's taxonomy places the organism in Eukaryota, Viridiplantae, Streptophyta, Magnoliopsida, Poales, Poaceae. Gene Ontology annotation, molecular function: protein heterodimerization activity; DNA binding; structural constituent of chromatin.
UCCACAUCGCAUCCCAACUUCCUCCGCCGCCGCCAGCACUCCCAACCCACCGGCGAGCCUCCACCUACCCACCUCCAGUAGCAGCGAUGGCCCCCAAGGCUGAGAAGAAGCCGGCGGCGAAGAAGCCCGUGGAGGAGGAGCCGGCGGCGGAGAAGGCCGAGAAGGCGCCUGCCGCGAAGAAGCCCAAGGCCGGGAAGAGCCUCCCGGCGGGGAAGACCGCCGCCAAGGAGGGCGGCGAGAAGAGGGGCCGCAAGAAGGGCAAGAAGAGCGUCGAGACCUACAAGAUCUACAUCUUCAAGGUGCUCAAGCAGGUCCACCCCGACAUCGGCAUCUCCUCCAAGGCCAUGUCCAUCAUGAACUCCUUCAUCAACGACAUCUUUGAGAAGUUGGCCGGCGAGGCCGCCAAGCUCGCCCGCUACAACAAGAAGCCCACCAUCACCUCCCGGGAGAUCCAGACCUCCGUCCGCCUCGUCCUCCCCGGCGAGCUCGCCAAGCACGCCGUCUCUGAGGGCACCAAGGCCGUAACCAAGUUCACCUCCUCUUAGAUCUCGUUGCUUGUAUCUAGUUGGCUGCUGUGACUCCUGGUAGUUCUUGUCUCUGGUUAUCUGCAACAAGUAGUAGUUUGACUAAUGAUGGGUUCGUGUUCCUGAAAUUGCCAAUGUUUCGUUGGCUAAUGGUUUCAAGAAAUCAAUUAUGUAUGGUGAUGCUUUUCUGGUCUGUGAA